Paramecium tetraurelia is the source of this 241-nucleotide messenger RNA. RefSeq lists its product as uncharacterized. The transcript has a single exon. NCBI's taxonomy places the organism in Eukaryota, Ciliophora, Oligohymenophorea, Peniculida, Parameciidae. The record is from RefSeq and is a predicted model, not a curated record.
AUGGUAUUUAUUCAUUAAUAUUUAGUUAAUCUUGAUCGUACUAUAUUAAGAAUAUGUUAUAAUCCUUAAUUAGAAGAAUCAGGAACACUUAUCUUAUAAGGACAAUUAAUAAAUCAUUAAGGGAUUGAUUUAAAACCUUUAUUAAAAUCCAAAGGAAGUUGCUAUUUAGAAUACUUAAAGCAAAAGUGAAAUUAAAAUAUUCAUUAAGAACAUUACAAUUAUAAUUUUAAUCAAUUUCUUA